AUGAGUGCUACGAUGACAGUGACCGCUCCGGUGGAGAUCACGGCAGACAAUGUUGCCACUAUCUUCCCCGACGUCGACACCUCUCUCGCUCGGGAUGUCCUCCCCUCCGCCACUAGCAACGGAGCCGCCCAGAGCUCUGAGCUCGUGGGAUACGAUGAGGAACAGGUUCGAUUGAUGGAAGAGGUCUGCAUUGUUACGGACAAUGAUGACCGUCCGAUUGGCAGCGCCAGCAAGAAGACUUGCCACUUGAUGACCAACAUUGACAAGGGUCUCCUCCACCGUGCCUUUUCCGUUUUCCUCUUUGACUCGAAGAACCGCCUCCUGCUCCAGCAACGCGCCACUGAGAAGAUCACCUUCCCGGACAUGUGGACCAACACCUGCUGCUCGCACCCUCUAGGGGGUGUGAAGCGUGCGGCGCAGCGCAAGUUGAACCACGAGCUGGGUAUCAAGGCAGAGCAAGUGCCAUUGGACAAAUUCGAGUUCUUCACUCGUAUUCACUACAAGGCUCCCAGUGAUGGCAAGUGGGGAGAGCACGAGGUGGACUAUAUUCUCUUUAUCCAGGCCGAUGUCGACCUGGAGCCCAGCCCGAAUGAGGUGCGGGACACCAAGUACGUGUCGGCUGAUGAGCUGAAAGCCAUGUUCGAGCAGCCUGGCCUCAAGUUCACGCCCUGGUUCAAGCUGAUCUGCAACUCGAUGCUGUUCGAGUGGUGGAGCCACCUGGGCACCCCCGCCCUGGACAAGUACAAGGGCGAGACUCAAAUUCGCCGGAUGUAG
Molecule: messenger RNA, 774 nt
Organism: Penicillium daleae
Lineage: Eukaryota; Fungi; Ascomycota; Eurotiomycetes; Eurotiales; Aspergillaceae
Gene: idi1
Product: isopentenyl-diphosphate delta-isomerase IDI1
Exons: 4
Coding region: 1-774 (257 amino acids)
Biological process (GO): isoprenoid biosynthetic process; isopentenyl diphosphate biosynthetic process
Cellular component (GO): cytoplasm
Molecular function (GO): isopentenyl-diphosphate delta-isomerase activity
Source: RefSeq, a predicted model, not a curated record